Lottia gigantea (owl limpet) is the source of this 255-nucleotide messenger RNA. RefSeq lists its product as hypothetical. NCBI's taxonomy places the organism in Eukaryota, Metazoa, Mollusca, Gastropoda, Lottiidae. The record is from RefSeq and is a predicted model, not a curated record. Bases 1 to 255 code for a protein of 84 amino acids. The transcript has a single exon.
AUGGAUGAAUCUACUAUUAAACAACCAGAAGAGGCGUCGCCGAUAUUAGAAAGCAAUCCUAACAUCCCAAAGGAAUUGUUAGCUUCUCGUAGCAUUAGUUGUUAUUGUCAAUAUUGUGAAAUCAUAUAUUUAGAUCGAACAAUUUAUCAGCUUCACAUGGGAUUACAUAAUGUGAAUAACCCAUGGCAAUGCAAUGCCUGUGGAAAAGUAUGUGAAAACAGACUAGAAUUUUCUUCUCAUGUCUUACAUUACUAG